This is a messenger RNA of Diversispora eburnea, 1185 nucleotides long. NCBI's taxonomy places the organism in Eukaryota, Fungi, Glomeromycota, Glomeromycetes, Diversisporales, Diversisporaceae. The record is from the annotation of a GenBank genome assembly.
AUGCCUAAAACUUCUGAAAAGAAAACUACUUAUAAACGUCGAAAUGUUAGAAAUGUUCACUUAUAUGAUACCCCUCAAUUUAAAGAAACACUUAAGCAGGCUAUAGACAAGAAUUUCAAAAAGACUUACCCUAAUGGGAUGAGUGUGGAAACUACUUUACCUCUUGAUCAACUUUUAGCACCUUGCAAGAAAACUCGUGGAAAAAGAGGUAGAAUUACACGACCACAAAAUGCUUUUAUUUUGUAUCGUAAAGAUAUACAAGCAAAGAUUAAAGAAGUUAAUCCUGAUGCAAAAUUUGAAGAUGUAUCUAAAAUAGUGGGCGAGCUUUGGAAAACAGAAACCAACCAAAGAAAAAAUAAUUAUAUUUUGUUAUCAAAUCUUUGUUGCCUCGUACAUCAAGAUCUCUUUCCCAACUACAAGUUCAAACCCAGACCGAAAGAGGAUGGGAAUGAUAAAAGCGAUGUAAAUGAGCAAUCGGAAUUUUUUAAUUUACCAACAAACCUUGAUCGUGAAAACCAAAAUAUUUUACUUUCUUCUUUUGAUAUUAAUUCUAUUGGUUCUGUUUCUCCUAUUCCGCAAGAUGCUGAAGAUGAAGAUAAUGCUUCAGUGACAACAACGACAACAACAGAAUUGUCAGAAUCAAUACCUACUAUUAAUAUAAUUAAUAAUUGUAAUGAACAAAAUCAAUUGUUUUCUACUGGUGCUAUUCCUAACUAUGAAGGUCAAACGGGACAUUUAUCUGAAUUGGAAUAUAUUGAAGAUUCGGACUUCUUGUUAUCAUCUCAACAAUCAUUCGAUAAUAUUGGCACUACAAAUAAUUACGAAAUUCAAAAUUAUAUUCAAAAUAUGCAAAAUCUGGAUCAUUAUAAUAUAGGAUCCGACCCUUUACCUUACACUUCAGACGAAAAUUCGUUUCUUUUUACCACAUCGCAAAAUGGUAAAUCCUCGCAAGAAUAUAAUGAUUAUUCUAUUAUUUCAAUACCUUCUUCUUCGACGCAAAAUACCAUUCCUACUACUUACCCACAACCGAUUACACCAAUUACAUCGAAUUUUAUUAAUGAUAAUAAUAAUAUCGUUACUACAAAUCCAUUUUUGUAUGAUGAUUCGGUCAAUAAUAAUGAAAUUGAAUACUUAAGUGAUGAAUUAGUUGAUAUGUUAGCAAAUUCAUUCCAUUCUUUCAUAUAA